This is a messenger RNA of Prorocentrum cordatum, 1593 nucleotides long. The record is from the annotation of a GenBank genome assembly. Lineage: Eukaryota; Dinophyceae; Prorocentrales; Prorocentraceae.
GCAGCGCAGAUCCUGUUCGGCAACAUCACGGAGUGGGGCCCGCAGGCCGCGAACUUCUGUCGCAACGCAGGGUGCAAGUACCACCUCAUAGCGCUAGCGGAGACGCACGUCGUCGCGAACGGCCUCACGGAGCAGAUCGGCAAGCUCGCCAUGGACGGCUGGAAGCUCUCGGCCACACCGGCGGUGGCUACCAACAAAUCGGACAAGGGGGCCCAUGGCGGCGAGUGGAUCCUCACGCGCAGGGACGUGGCGGCGACUACGUUCGAGGGCUACAGGGACUACUCUGUCAAGCGCCACAAGAGGCAGCCGUUCGCGGGGUUCACGCCGACGGUCCCCCACGCCAAGAGCGGCAACAUAGUCGUCGUAGCGGCGUGCCUUCGCCCUGGUCUACGGGACCAAGGCGCGAACAGGGACAUCUUGGUCUCCAUCUCCACCUUCGUGGACAUGCUCACGGACCCGUGGAUCAUCCUGGCCGACUGGAACUACGAGCCGCACUGGUGGGGCAACAAGCCGUGGCUCACGCGCUGGAACGGCGCCAUCCUGACCGACCCGAAUUGCAAGGCGACGUGCGAGAAGGGCUCGGGCUCCGUGUACGACUACGCGAUCGUACGAGCGGACAUCGCCACGCACAUCGGGGUCGAGGCCAUCUACGACGUCCCCUGGAAGACCCACUGCGGCAUCCAGAUCACGGUGGGCACCGCCGAGCCGUGGCAGUACAAAGAGAACUGGGACGACGCCGCCGACGAGGUCAGCAGCGUCCCGAAGUUCGAUGGCACAAAGGUCGGCACCAAGGAGGGCAGAGGACACAUCUUCCACAGCCAUGAGCCGAACCUCGCGGAGGACAUCAACUCGAAGUACGCGCAGUGGAUCGCGACCCUGGAGCUCGCCUUCCUGGAGACGCAUGCGGUCCCCGUCGAGGACAGGGCCAGGUACCAGGGCAGGGCAGAGGGGUGCAGGACCACCAAGCAGACGAUGAAGGCGUCGCCUGGCAGAGCGUACCUCAAGGACCCCGAGGCCACCUGGUGGCAGCACCUCAGCACCCUUGUCGCGAGGUACACCGCGCUGGUCACGAACGGCAAGGGCCCCGAAGCCCGCCAGCACAUCCACAAGACAGUCAUGAAGAAGUUGGACGACCCAGAGAACCCCGAGUUCCCCAAGGAGCACUUCGGUAGCAAAACCGACCCGCCGGAGAUCGAAGAGUGGAAGGCCCAGCUCGCCACCCUCGAGUACUGCUACGAGGGCGACCUGCACCGCAUCAGCGCCGCCGCCAUGGAGUGGACCCACAAGGCCAUGGCGAGAGCUGCAGGUAGAGCGCGAAAACGGUACCUCGACUGGGCGAAGCAGGCGUGGAAGGAGUCACCAGGCAAGCCGCGCCGCAUGGUCGCCGACCCCAAGGCGCCGCGCCUGGAGGACAAGCAGCCCCAGAGGACGGUGGGCGACCCAUCCGCGGUCAUGAACCACUCCGCCGACACCUGGCGCUCCAUUUGGGCGUCCGACAGCUACAACGCCAAGCAGAUCACCAGCGCCUACGAGAAGGCCAUGCGACUUGCGAAAGAGGACCCUCUCUCGCCCAUCGAGCCGCAGCACGUGCAA